AUGAACACGACGACCUACAACGAGGAUAUUUGCCAACCCUUAUUAUUCAACAUCUCUUCCAAUGGAUUAUGGGAGAAUUUAAAGUCGCCCGGUAUGAUAUUUGGGUUUUCAUUGCCACUCAUGGAGAUUCAGAUAUUACUCAUCUUGGCAUCUAUCGUCAUGACUCAUCACAUGUUCCUCAAAUGGAUCGGCAUUUCCCAGAUCGCUUCCUAUAUGAUCGCUGGUAUAAUUUUGGGACCUCAUCUGUUUGAUCUCAGGGAGAAGUCAGCACGGAAACUAUCGUGGGAUCCUGUGCUGAGUGGAAACGUGUCGUUAAGAGCCUUCUCGGCUUGUGGAGGCAUGAUGUUUACAUUCCUAAUGUCCGUAAAGACCAGUCGGCGAGUGGUCUUCAAUACCGGACUGUUGCCCGUUUUUAUUGGGAUUUUGACCUUCAUCGUUCCUCUGGUUAUAGGCCUCGGUUUUCGGAACCUCUUCACUGAUAACCUCAACCCAAACUACAUGCCGCCAAAAAAGGCCCUCUCCGAGCGUUCUGUGAUCUUUGCAACACAAUCUUCGAUACUCUUGCCCACCAUAACCUAUUUAUUGUCGGAGCUCAAUAUACUUAACUCUGAGUUUGGUCGCCUUGCGUUGUCUGCAUCCAUUAUCAAUGACAUUCUUAGUGUUUCUUUCAUUGUACUCGCUUAUUCUCUGGGAACAUACAAAAACAUCUCACACUCGACCGCCUACAUUGACCUUAUUGCGAUGAUCAUCUUCUUUCUCCUCGUCUUUUUCGUUGUUAAGCCGGCCAUGGAAUGGAUAGUAGAACAAACACCAGAAGGCAAACCUGUGGCGGAUAGGUAUGUACACAUUGUAAUAUUAACAGUAAUGGGCUCUGCCGUUUACUCCACGGCCUUUCACAUGAAAUACCUCUUGGGACCACUCAUGAUCGGCCUCGUUAUACCAGAAGGUCCACCUUUAGGAUCUACCUUAGAGGACAAGUAUGAGAAGCUCACGUUAAACGUGUUCUUGCCAAUCUCGAUCGCAUUCAGCACGAUGCGAUGUGAUAUUAUGAAGAUUGUUUACGACCUAGAUGAAAUCAUAUACAACAUCUUCCUAAUGGUGCUGACACUUGUCUUGAAACUAGUUGCGGGUAUUGCAUCUUGUUUGUACUGCAAGUUACCUCUCACGGAGUCCAUAGCUCUUUCCAUCCUCUUGAGCUGCAAGAGUUUCUCAGAGAUCUUUCUUUACGAAUCUACAUUCGAUGACAAGUAUAUAUCGCAUGCAACAUACUCGUUUUUGAUCUUUUACGCGCUAUUCUACUCUGGGAUUGUCCCGCUAGCCAUAAGGAGUAUGUAUGAUCCAAAGCGGAAGUACAUUGGUUACCAAAAAAGGAACAUCUUGAGUCUAGAACCAGACUCAGAUCUUCGUAUCCUAACUUGUGUGCACAAACCUGAGUAUAUCUCUAGGGCCAUUGAAUUCAUCCAAUUAUUGUCCUCGCCGAACCAAGAACUCCCCAUAAUGGUUACGGUCCUCCACCUCGUGAAGCUCGUGGGACAAAUCGUCCCGGUCUUGAUCUCGCACAACAAGAACUCAAAAAAAUUGAUCAAUAACUCCUACAUCCAUACCGCAAACCUUGUCUUCAGCCAGUUUAUCCAGGAGAGCUUGGAUUCAACGAAUGUGGCCAUGUUCACAGCUCUCUCGCAUGAAAACCUAAUGCAUGAAGAUAUCUGCAUGCUCGCACUAGACCAGACAUCGUCCAUGAUUGUAGUCCCGUCUGGAAGAACAUGGACCAUUGAUGGGGCGUUUGAGGCAGACGAUCCGGCCAUAAGGCGUCUUAACACCUCACUACUCGAAUAUGCGCCAUGUUCUAUUGGGAUAUUUGUGGAUCGUGGACAGUUCUUUCGUAAAAGUCAGAGAAGGGACAACAUUAACGUAUGUAUGAUAUUUAUUGGAGGCAAAGACGAUCGCGAGGCAUUGUCAUUGGUGACUAGGAUGAAACACAACCCAAACGUCCGUGUGGCUGUGAUUCGACUAGUAUCUAACCUAGAAACAGAUUCGACGAACUGGGAUUACAUUCUUGAUCACGAGGUUAUAACAGGAUUGAAAGAUUCGGAGGAAACAAAAAAUAUAUCAUAUACAGAAAGGACUGUGACCGGUGGUCCUGAAGUGGCUACUUCAGUUCGACUGCUCGCAGAAGAGUAUGAUCUUAUGGUGGUUGGGAGAGAUCAUGGAAUGUCAUCACCAGAUUUUUCAGGACUGAAAGAAUGGAUAGAACUACCAGAGUUAGGUGUCAUUGGAGAUUUGUUGGCAGUUAAAGAUCUUAGAUCUAGGGCCUGUGUUUUGGUAGUUCAACAGCAACAUCACUCAUGA
Messenger RNA from Eutrema salsugineum, 2349 nucleotides. Its product is annotated as cation/H(+) antiporter 12. Gene Ontology annotation, cellular component: membrane; endomembrane system. The record is from RefSeq and is a predicted model, not a curated record. Gene Ontology annotation, biological process: regulation of pH; proton transmembrane transport. Gene Ontology annotation, molecular function: antiporter activity. The transcript is spliced from 3 exons. Bases 1 to 2349 code for a protein of 782 amino acids. NCBI's taxonomy places the organism in Eukaryota, Viridiplantae, Streptophyta, Magnoliopsida, Brassicales, Brassicaceae.